Messenger RNA from Malurus melanocephalus (red-backed fairy wren), 8885 nucleotides. It is a transcript of the gene PPARD, whose product is annotated as peroxisome proliferator activated receptor delta. Gene Ontology annotation, cellular component: nucleus. The record is from RefSeq and is a predicted model, not a curated record. Gene Ontology annotation, molecular function: RNA polymerase II cis-regulatory region sequence-specific DNA binding; nuclear receptor activity; zinc ion binding. The coding region runs from base 5644 to 6969 and encodes 441 amino acids. NCBI's taxonomy places the organism in Eukaryota, Metazoa, Chordata, Aves, Passeriformes, Maluridae. Gene Ontology annotation, biological process: cell differentiation; negative regulation of inflammatory response; hormone-mediated signaling pathway. The transcript has 7 exons.
UGACAUAACAUUUCAUUAUUUCACUGAUGUUUGUGGCUGAAAUUGGCUGUUGUAGGUGGGRGAGGGCACAUGAGAUCCAGGGCUGCACGUGAGUAACCAAUCACCCAACGAUCCCACACAGGACCUGGCAGUGUCCUACUCGUGACCCACCUGCUCAGCUUUGUCUGUUGGUGUCAUACAAAGCCGAGCAGGUCAUAGCAGAGGCAGGAUAGGGGUUUGGAGGAGGUGGGCAGCAGGGACAUGGGCAGGCACUGUCCUGCCCACAGACCUCUGAAGUGAUUCCAGAAAUCAGCAGUGCUGAGACUGUCUGCACGUGGCUGUGGGUGUUUGCCACUACACAGGUCUGAGGUGUUGAGCUGUUGUGGGUUUCUGUGUCAAGUUGGUGCAACUGUUACGCUGUCUCUUUUCUGGUAUUCAAGACAGACUUCCAAGGAUCUUAGCAGUGUGUAGAGAGGAUUUUAUAAUGAGCCCCAUGAGACUUUGCUGAUCAGAAGAGCAUUGUUGUCUGGAAUUGCUUCCUGGUGUUGAUGGGCUCUGUCUUUCUUGUGUGAUGCCUUUUGUCAAAUAGAUAUUUUUGUGCAGUACAUCUUGUUGCCCUUUGGGGAAUAUUUCGUCUGUGGCUAUUGAAUUAUGGACUGGAAAUCUGCAAAUGUUCUUGGAGACUGAGGAACUGGCACAACAAGAGACUCUUGGGCUCCUCUGAAUAACAGAACCUGACAUACAAAUGAUGUUUUAAUUGGCUGAGAUGAUGUUACAGUGCUUCUGCCUGAGAGGUUAUUUGCUGUCAGAGCCCAGUCUGGCUUGCCUUGAUCAUGGCAUUUUAGAGAUGUCAGGGGUUUUGURGUACUGACUCUUGCUUAGAGCAGGAACAAACUGAUACCCAUAGAUAUGUUGUGCUGUUUCUGCUUCUCAUCAGGUGCUGCAGAGUAAUCUCUGCUUUUUCUAGAAGUGUCUCUGUUCAGAGAUGUACUGCUGCAGUAAUUUUGGAGACUCUGGGAAAGUCUGGACAAGCAGAAAUGAUUUCCGUAGUGAGGACAAAUAAGAUUUUUCUGUAGAACUAGUUUUCUUUUUUUGUUAAUACUCUGAAAUGUGCUUGCCUUGGCAGAAUGCCUGGGAAAUUACUUUCCCAAAGCAGGGUUUAGAGUGGAACGAUUGAUGCCAAUGUGAAUCCUUUUGGUCAAGGAGAUUGUGAAAUGCAUCUUCCCCGAAGAAUGUUUUGUGAUGAUGUUCACUGGAGCCCUGCUUGAUUGCAGGAAUGGUUCAGAGCAGAACUGACGUGAGAUGUAUCUUAGUUUCAGAAUGACUUCUUGAAAUGCUUUAAUAUUCACUGUUUCAGUCACAGUGUCUGGAAAAUGUCUGGGUUCUUCAAGACUUAGCUAAGAGCUUGUGAACAUCUGGGAUCACUUUGGCCAGGUCUUUCCAUUUGCAAAGGGUUCUGAAAUGCAUGUGUGUGUUGGGGCUUUCCUGGGGACCUCAUGGACAGGUUCUGCUCCAAGUUUUGGGGAAUCUGGUUUGCAGGGGACUCCUGACUUUGGAGGAGGAAGUGGCAGGAUCAAAGCACAAGCCAGAAAUAUGAGCAUUUGUUGUGAUGCUGGAUCAAGCCAGAACCCAUCUCUGGGGCUGGGGGAUAGCCACAGCCCUGUAACCUACAUGCUAGCUAAAGUUGUUGCCAUCAUACUGCAUUUCCUGGUUUCCCCGAUAUGGGAACUGCAAUUUGGAGUAGCAAAAACCAGAACAUGCAUGUUCAACCCUUUCACARAGAUGUGGGAUGGAGACAGGGAAUGGUUCUGGUGAUUUGAAAGGGCAGAUGAGCUGAUAGGGAAGUGUUUCUUUGAUGGGCUGUUAAGACAGACUUWACUGUGAAACACAUGCCUAUCUCAUUAGGACAGGCUUUGUCAGGCCUUUCCUGGCAGGGGUUGUGUGAGAUGGCUUCAAAAUAAGCAAUGCUUUGUGCAGUCAUCUUGCUGCUGAUGGGAACCCAAGCUCAAAUCUGUAUCCUGUCUGACUUGUUACAAAACUUUUUUAAUGCAACUCUUGAUUUCACUGUAAUACAAUCUGGGAUAUUUCUGAAAAUCAGCUUUUCAUCUUUAAGUUAUUUAUAUGGAUUCUGCUAGAGAAYGUUGGCCCUUGAAAGCUGUUAACUCUAMGAAGGCUGAUGGUCAGAGACCCACAUCUCUGAAAAUAUCCCUGGAUUCUCAUGCUGGUGGGGUAGUCCUGGUAUUGUGGAACUUAGAGACAUGGGGAUCUCUGGAAAAGGGUUGGUGGUGAGCAUGAAGUUGAGGAGCCUGCUGAGCUCCCAGCAGCUGACUCUGCCAGGAAGCAGUAGCUGUGAAUUCUGUGGCUCACCCUGUACCCCCAAGACGGUGCCAAAGGCAUGAGGAUGUUAUGAAAGGUGCUAAUGCUUUGCUCCAGCGUUUUGUUUUCUGGGGGCUGGGGCAGAAAUCCAAAUGGUCAGAACACACUGUGAGUCUUGGCAGGAUCACUCUGACACGGUCACUGCUCGUUUUCCUGCUGAAAAGGCAGGGGAAUCUCUGUUCUCCRGGCAGCUAUUGCUUUGUGAAUGUGGCCAAAAAUAGUAAGGAAACAGCAUUCCCAUCUACUUCCCUUGAGAGGGUGUUGUACUAGUUUGUGUGGAAAAGUGAUUCUGGUGUUCUCUAGAGGUUUUCUUAUGGAGAUGUCUGCAGUCAGGCUGGGACCCCUCUGUUUUCCUGCUCUGUGGCUGAAGGGGAGCUGCAGCAGACACAGCAAUGUGCUCAAUCCAUCUCGCUGCGCAUGUUCCUGGUCCUGCUGAAUCAUCGGAACUUGUGCCUGGGCACAAUUCCUYUCUGUCAGCUGCAUCCCGGGAUCACAGCAGCAUGGCUGGUGCCAAGGAUAUUUUGCUAAAGUCUACAAAACCAAGUAGCACUUUUCUGGAGUCCAAGUGUAAACAUAACAAAACUUAUGGGCUGAUGGAUUAAUCUUUUUCGUGGUUAGUUCGUGAGAUCUAAAAUUUGCUGCUGCAAAGAGGAGGAGGCUUGCUACUUGUUUUUGGGGCAUUUUCCUGGAUCUGGGAGCACUGGCAAUGCAGCAAUGAAAGCUAGGGCCCUGCUGGAUGUUUGGCUCAGGACAGCAGGCUGCAUUCGUGCGUGUGAUCCUGAGUGACUCAUUGGCCCACUGCUGUUUCUGCCCCAUUGCCUUUCUGGGGAGCUGAUUGCCCCAUCCAAAGUAGGAGUGCCACUUGCUGGUGUCCCAGUGACCCUGGGACUUUGGGGAAAUCUAAGCUGGGUCCURGUCUGCAAAGCACUGCCUCACUGACCGCAAGCAGCGCUCCCAUUCGCAGCCACAGCUUGUUCCACUCACCACUUUCCUGGAGUUCCAUUUCAAUGCUGCUCUGAGUCUGUAAUACCCUGUGCCCACUGUUUGCCUUGGGAAGUGGUGUUACUGUUUGUGUGAGUUCCUCCUUCACCAGCCCUGUUCUAUAAUUACUGAUGUUCCUGAAACCAGAUCCUUCCAUGUGUCCUGCUCAGGUUCAGGAGGACAAGGGGUCCCUAAGCAAACUGACUGCCCUGGAGUACAGCCARGAUGACAUCAGCAGUUUGGGAAAGCGUCACCUUACGGUGGUUCAGUGAGUUCUGAGCCUCCACCUCCUCACCUUUGGGAUGGUAAAGGAAAAGGGAAUAUAUCCCAGACAGCUUCUUUGGCAUGCAAGCGACAGGCUUGCAGCRUGAUCCCAAAGCAUAGCCACAGUUUCACAGACACGUCUGCUGUGCCCUGGGCUGAUCCUCCCUCCUUGUCAGACUUAAUGGUCUUCUCAAAUAGCAGCACUUCUGUGCCGUUUCCAGCACUGAGAAGUCCCUGUGGUGUCACCUUUCCAGUACCUGCUUGUUUCCUGGCUGCUGUCCUUAUUCCAAUGGGUCAGACCCACGUGCCCCUCCUGGCCAKGGGUGGUCUGGGUUGUCCUGAGUUGACACSAAAACAGAAAUACUAGUCAGCAGUUGGCAGAAUGAGAUACACCAGUUCAUUUGCUGAAAGUCAUCCUGGAAAUGCCUUGUACAGGAAUGUACAACAGGAGAAGAUGGUCACGAGCAGUGCAGGGAGCUGAUCUGGGGCCAGGCAGACCAGACCUGCAAGUAUGACUGCGAACAGGUGUCAAAAUCUGUAAUACAGGAAUAAACAAUGACAUUUGGCACUGAUCUAUUGCUCUGCACUUCCAAAACACGCUGUCUCCAUGAGCUGACGCAGCCAGGGAAGGAUCAGGAAGGAAGCACUGUAAGAGUCCUGRGUUUGUUUCUUUGUGGUGGGUUUUGGUUUUGGUUGGGGUUUUUUUGAUGAUGAAGGAAAUGGGGGUGUGGGACUUGGCCAGAUUUGCUGAAGGUCAUGGAGCAGUACUUCAAGUAAGAGCUAACAACUGCACAGCUCUUCCCUGCCUGCCCUGCUGCUGCCCUUCCGCCAGUGUCAGCCACGGAGCCUGAUGAGAGCAGGGAGUCCCUCUGCUAGGAAGCUGUGGAGGGAUGAUGAUUAUCCCUCUGUCUUCCAUUAUCUGCCAUCUAAAGAUUUUGGAACACAUCUCAUGUGUGCUUGGAGCUGAUGGAGCCAAGGACUGCUGCAAUUCCUGGAGAACGAACAGCCUGGCAGACCCAGCUUUGCACACAGCUGAGAGUUUACUGCCCAAAGUCUGCUUUUUUUCUGUGUCUGCAAUACUUCUAGCACUAUGAACAAACCCAGCAGCAAGUUCCUUUUSGAGCAAAAUGCCAUGACCUGGUUUUGGGGACAGCAUCAAUCAUGGUACAAAAAGAGAAGAAUCCAGCAAGUUUCGUAACCCUUUUAAUGAGUUGCGGUUUCUUCCUUGCUCAGUGCCCAGGAAGUGAGUGAGUUAAAACAUGCCAUAGAUGUGUGAUUCAUUUUAGCAAGCCCUGCUGCUCAAGGCAGCUGAGGGAAUCUCCUGCACCCUGUGUCACAUGUCCCUGAGUAAUUAGCAGCAGCUAAUGGUAACGGCAGGUCUGGCAGCACCCUGCUGCWUAGAGAGCCCAGCUCAAACUUGGGSAAGCACAGGUGGUCCUCACUGAGCAGCCUAGGAGAGAGAAUCACAGGACUGGACUGUGAGGCAUGGUACAACAUCUGAGCAGAUGCUUCAAGGGGAAGAAUCUGUCCAGGAAUGUCUGUCCUGGUCAGUGCUGUGUGGGAGGGCUCUUCCUUGCUAGCUCUAGUAGUUUAUUUUUGUGUGUAGCUUGCCUUGCGGCCAAGACUUUGAGUAAGGGAGGAAGCACUCAGCUAGUAAGUGCUGCUGAGAUCUUAUUGGCUAAUAUGGGGGUAUGCUGAUCUUCCAGGAGCAAACACAAACAUGUUUUCAGUGUUUGUCUCUUGUGUUUUGUACACUUAGUUACCUUUCCUGUACUGCAGCAUCUACUUAGCUCUUAUUUGGCUUUCRUUAGUAGUAGCUGACGUGUAGGAGGAGGAACAGAAACUGGUACUUGGUCAGCAGAUCUUGGAAGCAGUGACACAACGUGAGGGAAGUCUGCAAAAGGUGGUCAACCAGCAGCAAUCACAUCUCCUUUAUGGAUUCAGGCUAGCAGGAACAGCCUGGUGGGGUCCAUCUCGGAUAGACGCGGAUGAUGCCAGAGCUAUGACAGGGAUUGCAGUCUUGGCACUGAGGGGUGAUCAAUUAUGGAACAACUACAGGAGGAAGUACCUGAGGUCAAGGAAGAGGAAGAGGAAGAGGCAGUGAUGGUGGCAAGUGGAGCCUCAGACCCAACUGGAGGACCAGACAGCUCACUGCCUUCGAGCAGCUACACAGAUCUGUCACAGAGCUCCUCUCCCUCGCUGUCGGACCAGCUGCAGAUGGGCUGCGAGGAGGCGGCGCUGGGAGCGCUGAACGUGGAGUGCAGGGUCUGCGGAGACAAAGCCUCGGGCUUCCACUACGGCGUGCACGCCUGCGAGGGCUGCAAGGGUUUCUUCCGUCGGACGAUCCGCAUGAAGCUGGAGUACGAGAAGUGUGAGAGGAGCUGCAAGAUUCAGAAGAAGAACAGAAACAAGUGCCAGUACUGCCGCUUCCAGAAAUGCCUCUCACUGGGCAUGUCACACAAUGCAAUCCGCUUCGGGCGCAUGCCAGAGGCAGAGAAGAGGAAGCUGGUGGCAGGGCUGACAGCGAGCGAGAUYGGCUGCCAGAACCCGCAGGUGGCUGACCUGAAAGCUUUCUCCAAGCACAUCUACAACGCCUACCUGAAGAAUUUCAACAUGACCAAAAAGAAGGCAAGAGGUAUCCUGACCGGGAAGGCCAGCAGCACCCCACAGCCUUUUGUGAUCCAUGACAUGGACACCUUGUGGCAGGCAGAGAAGGGGCUGGUGUGGAAGCAGCUGGUGAACGGAAUCCCCCCCUACAAGGAGAUCGGGGUGCACGUCUUCUACCGCUGCCAGUGCACCACGGUGGAGACUGUGCGGGAGCUCACCGAGUUCGCCAAGAGCAUCCCCAGCUUCGUAGGCCUCUACUUGAACGACCAAGUGACUCUGCUCAAGUACGGGGUGCACGAGGCCAUCUUUGCCAUGCUGGCCUCCAUCAUGAACAAGGACGGGCUGCUGGUGGCCAACGGGAACGGCUUCGUGACCCGCGAGUUCCUGCGCAGCCUGCGCAAGCCCUUCAAUGAGAUCAUGGAGCCCAAAUUUGAGUUUGCUGUGAAGUUCAACGCGCUGGAGCUGGAUGACAGUGACCUGUCCCUGUUUGUGGCUGCCAUCAUCCUGUGCGGAGACCGCCCUGGCCUGAUGAACGUGAAGCAGGUGGAGGAGAUCCAGGACAACAUCCUGCGAGCGCUGGAGUUCCACCUGCAGUCCAACCAUCCGGAUGCCCAGUACCUUUUCCCCAAGCUGCUGCAGAAGAUGGCUGACCUGCGGCAGCUGGUGACAGAGCACGCCCAGCUGGUGCAGAAAAUCAAGAAGACAGAGACAGAGACAUCUCUGCACCCGCUUCUGCAGGAGAUCUACAAGGACAUGUACUAAGGACCUGUUAUUUAUGAGAAUGAAGCCAUGGAUUCCCAUCAAAGAUUCUUUGUACAGAAACAAAGAAAACCUUUCCCAGUCUUCCACUUCUCCUACUGGAAACUCUUUUCUACACGACCCUGACAUACGGUACAUAGGGCAAGAUGCCGUCAGGAUUUGCAGCCACCUCCUGCUCSGCCAGGGCUUCCAUUAACACACACUAACAAAUCUGCAAAGCUGCUGUUUCUGUUCCUAUGGUCCAGCUCUACUGCUCCUGAGUGGCUGCCCAGUUUACACGGCUCAGGCAGCGAGGUUCCUAUGACACCCGGGUCCCCAGGGUAGGGGAGCUCUGGUCCUUAGUGAGGCCAAAGGGGUGCAGAGGCCAGGGGGACCGGCAGCAGCGCUUACAGUGUGUCUGUAUUGUUCAUUUGCACUCUGAAGAUGGUCCUGAGCCGUGGAGUCUGGGACAGUGUGUUGAAAGAAUGUUUCUCUCUUUCCCAAAGAAAAGCUGGAGUAUUUGAACAUGGCUGUCCCAGCAGAGACCCUCAGCUGCAGUCCCCUCUGUGCUCUGCAGUAUGUUCCWGUCUCCCAGUGGGACUCUGUGAGUUCCAUUUCUCCAGUGUUGUGUGGGAGCCUUUGCUCCUGGCACCCUCGUUCCGUAGGGAAUGUGUCCCUUGACACCUCAGUAUGAGAGAGGGAGGGAUGGGGAAGUGGGAGAGAAAGGAUUUGACUCCGUAAAAUUCACCUUCAGAGCAGAGACACAGAAUCCAUGGCUUCCACAGGCUGUUCUGCACAGAGGUGAGUUGCAAAAAAGGUUUGUGCAGCGUCAGGGCCCUUGAGCUGGUCAGGGUUUGGUGUCCUGCCUCAGUUUCCCCUCUGUGAAAGGGACCUGGAUUGUCACAUGCUGUCUGCUCGGAGCAGGAGCAUGAGGAUCUGUUAGUGCAUUGGUUGCAGAGAGCUCUGCAGCUGUAAAAUGCAGUAUAAAUGCCAAGGAUUUAUAAACGGGGAGUGGUUGGGAUGCUCACAAUGGGCAGGAGCUUCCCUGUCAGCAUGGCUGUGUCAGGGAAGCUUCCAGUCCCCCUCUACCACUGUUCCCAAGAGUGGAAACAGCUGCAGGCUUCGGGCUCUGCCUGAACCCAGCACCAUUCUGGGACUUUACCUCACAAAUUCUCACAGCUGUAGUGAAACACCACAAUGCUGCCUGGGCCAGGCCAGGCCCCUUGUGUGUGUGUGGGGCUGUGUCACUUGGGCUCGGGUGUGGGGAGGAUGGACCUGGGAUGGGCUCAGUUUUCCUUUCAGAAUAAUGGUGUCUGACCUAAGAAGCGACACUUCCCUGUCUGCAGCUCCUAGUCCCGUGUGUCCUGAGCAGCCUUAUUAAAAUACUGGUAUUCCCAAGGAGGGGUUGUGGGAGCAAAUUACUCGGUUUUAUUUUACUUUCCUCCUCUUCAGGGUAGCAGAYUUCCCUGGUGCAAUAAUUCCUUUCAAACCCAAAGGGGAAGAGCAUUGGGCUUUCCCUCCCCGUCGCAGGGCUGGCUGGUCCCAAACUUCCCCCUGCUGCCACACUCCACUCCUUUUGCCGUGCCUCAGUUUCCCCGCCCACCCCUCCUCUCCCUACCUCGCAGGGGUUUUGGGAAUUACCGUUUCUGAAGCACUUUGAAGCCCUCUGGGGGAAGGCACUGGAGACAUGCGUGUGCUGGUCGGAGCCCGGGGAUUUGCCCUUCCCAAAUCCCCGGUGGUGUCCCCGCCGCGGCCGCAAUGCAGGACUCGUGCCCAUCACCUGGGAAACUUUUUGCUCUUCCUUCCUCGACAGUAUAACAACCCUCAAACUGAAAUGUAUAUUUUUGCUAGAAGUACAAACCUCCAAGUGUUUUUAAUAAUAUAAAUAGUGUCCACAAACUGACUUGACUUUAAAUAAAUCUGAACUAAAUAUUUAAGAA